CGCAGGCUGACGGCGUCGCCCUUUGGGGGCUUUGAUCUGCAUUUGCAGGCGGAGCGUCUCUUGCUCUUGGUUGCACGGAACGGGACUGGAUCAAUACUGCUAGGUUCGGACCUCAUAAAUAGCCAGAGGAGGGACUGGCGUUCAGAUCCGCAUGGACGACCACGGAUCGGGACCCCUAGCGGCUCCUUAACUGUCCUCACUGUCGAGGAAGGAAGACAAGUUUGGUUUGCAUCUGUAGAUGCAGAAGCAUUUUCCUUGACAGUUGCAUUGAGACAUCAGAGGACAGCUCAGCGAUGAUAACACUGACCGUCUGGGCAUGCCUGACCUGGAUCUGCCAAGGGAGACCUCAGUUUCCUGAACACGAGCGAAAUCCCUCGUACUGGAAUGCGGAGGCUCAGCGCAGGCUGCAACAUGCCCUGACCACAGAGGAACUCAACAAGAACGUCGCCAAGAACCUCAUCCUGUUUCUCGGAGAUGGAAUGGGCAUCCCCACGGUAACAGCGGCCCGUAUCCUGAAGGGUCAGCUUGGUGGUCAAAGUGGGGAGGAGACGCAACUGGAGAUGGACAAGUUCCCCUAUGUAGCACUUGCCAAGACGUACAACACCAACGCCCAGGUGGCGGACAGCGCUGGCACUGCCACGGCCUUCCUGUGCGGCGUGAAGGCGAACGAGGGCACAGUCGGCGUGAGCGCGGCAGCCGUGCGCGGCCAGUGCAACACGACCGCUGGGAACGAGGUCACGUCCAUCCUCAAGUGGGCCAAAGAUGCAGGCAAGUCAGUGGGGAUCGUGACAACGACACGCGUGAACCAUGCCACGCCAAGCGCAGCCUAUGCACACUGUGUGGACCGCGAAUGGCUCUCGGACAGCGACAUGCCCCUGGAAGCCAUUCAGGCAGGCUGUAAGGACAUCGCACUGCAGCUGUUUGAGAACAUCCCCAAUAUUGAUGUUGUAAUGGGUGGUGGACGAAAAUACAUGUUGCCCAAGAACACCUCAGACGCAGAGUAUCCCAGAGAGCGGAGGCACGUGGGAACACGACGAGAUGGCCGGAACUUGGUGGAGGAGUGGAAGAGCAGGGUUAAAAACACGAGAGGCCAUUAUGUAUGGAACCGAAAAGACUUCUUGGCCCUGAAUCCAAACAAUGUGGACUAUAUCUUGGGUCUCUUUGAACCGGGAGACUUGCCCUAUGACUUGGAGAGAAACACAGAGAAAGAUCCCUCUCUAACUGAAAUGGUGGAUUUUGCCAUUAAAGUCCUGAGGAAAAAUCCUCAAGGUUUCUAUCUUCUGGUUGAAGGCGGGCGCAUUGACCACGGGCAUCAUGAGGGGAAAGCCAAGCAGGCCCUUCACGAGGCCGUCGAGAUGGACCGGGCCAUUCAGCGGGCCGGACUCCUGACCAGCCGGCACGACACGCUGACCGUGGUCACGGCCGACCACUCGCACGUCUUCAACUUCGGGGGUUACACGGCACGGGGGAACCCCAUCUUCGGCCUGGCUCCCAUGCUGAGUGAUGUGGACCAGAAGCCAUUCACCUCAAUUCUCUACGGAAACGGCCCGGGAUACAAGUUAGUGAACGGUGGGAGAGAGAACCUCUCCACCAUUGACUACAAUCAGAACAACUACCAGGCUCAGGCUGCGGUGCCCCUGCGCAUGGAGACCCACGGAGGAGAGGAUGUAGCGGUCUUCUCCAAGGGUCCCAUGGCCCACCUCCUGCACGGUGUCAAGGAGCAGAACUACAUCCCACAUGUCAUGGCCUACGCCGCCUGCAUCGGCCAGAACAAGCAGCACUGCGUCUCGGCCAGGAACCAGGCCCCCCAGCUUCCCGCGGCUCUGCUGGGCUGGCUGGCAGUCCUGGUACUCGCCCGCCUACUGUGGUGACGUCCCUGUCACUUUAAGGGAUCGGGCGAGCAUCUAUGAACUCCCAGCAAGCACCUCACCAGGUCUCAGUUUAAAAGAAGGAAAGAAGAAAUCCUUAGGAAUCCAGGCGGCUUUAUGGGACAUAAAACAUUACAUACAGGAAUAUGUCCUUUGGGAUUCUUAGGACAAGCUAUGCGGCCAUCCUGAGGUACAGGGCAGAAUCAUGGCUUAGCGUUUGGGUGUUAAUUGAAAGAUACUAUUGUGUCCAUAAGAUUUCUGCAUUAGACUAAGAUAAAAGGACAUGUCUGUGUGAAGGCUGGAGAUCUAUCCUUGUGGUAGGACAUUGUGGAACAUUUGAGUGUCUUUUAAUACUGCUGUCACACAAAUUGUUCAAAUCAUUCUUUGAAGUAUUUUGCAGUUAUUGUCCUUUCACGAUAGAAUGGCCAAAAUCCAUGAAAUUCCUGAUAUUCCUGUUCAUCUGCUAAGAGUGAAAUGACAUUCCAUUGGUGGAAACUCAUCCAAGGCCCCGGGGGGAGGGGGGGGUGCUGUGAGCCUCUAGGUGAUUAAUUAAUUAUGCAUAAUAUCACAUGUAACAUUUCAGGAAAAUAAACACAUUGAGAUACA
Molecule: messenger RNA, 2474 nt
Organism: Brienomyrus brachyistius
Lineage: Eukaryota; Metazoa; Chordata; Actinopteri; Osteoglossiformes; Mormyridae
Product: alkaline phosphatase-like
Exons: 12
Coding region: 294-1871 (525 amino acids)
Biological process (GO): dephosphorylation
Cellular component (GO): plasma membrane
Molecular function (GO): alkaline phosphatase activity
Source: RefSeq, a predicted model, not a curated record